Molecule: messenger RNA, 1048 nt
Organism: Chelonus insularis
Lineage: Eukaryota; Metazoa; Arthropoda; Insecta; Hymenoptera; Braconidae
Product: cuticle protein 16.5-like
Exons: 2
Coding region: 109-810 (233 amino acids)
Source: RefSeq, a predicted model, not a curated record
ACGCAUUAUCACCCUACUCCAAUCGGAUCUCCACCAUAUAUAAAGAUCCAAAGCUCCAGAAUCCAACAUAGCUCCAUCAACUCUCUUUAAACCAACAAAAAUCUAAAAAUGGCUUUCAGAUUAAUCCUCAUCGCUGCAUUCAUUGCAGUAGCACAAGCAGGUAAUUUGUCUGGCUACAAUAUUGCCACAGCAGCAGCAGACUAUGCAGAGGGUAGUGUAGCAUACACCCAAGAAUCAACUCAUAAAGGAUUGGGUGGUCAGAAUUCAGUCUCCAGUUUCAGCAAAGCAGUAGACUCUCCUUAUUCAUCAGUUCGUGUGAACAACAAUCGUAUCAGCAAUGAUGCUUACUUGGCUCAUGCAGUGUCCUAUGCCGCUCCAACAGUGUCUUAUGCUGCAUCAGCACCAGUUUACGCUAAAGCUACAUAUGCUUCACCUUACACCUAUGCUGCACCAUAUGCCUAUGCUGCUCAUGCACCAGUAGUUGCAAAGGCUGCCUACACUUCUCCAACAUACGUUGCAUCAUCUCCAGUUUACGCUAAAGCUGCUUAUGCUGCUCCUGCUGUCACUUACGCUGCACCAGCUCCAGUUUAUGCUAAAGCUGCCUACGCUACUCCAGUGUAUGCUAAGACUGCUUUAGCCGCUCCACUUGUUACCAAGGCUGCCUACGCCGCCCCAGCAGUUACUUAUGCUGCCCAUGCAACUCCAGUUCUUGCUAAAGCAGCUUAUGCCGCUCCAACUUACAGCUAUGCUGCUGCUGCUCCCAUCGUCCAUGCAAGCUUCUCUGGAAUUGGCGCUCACUAUUCGUGGUAAAUCAUUUGAUUGUUUUAAGAUCUUGGACACUUGCCUGAACUACUUUCAUGAAUAUCGCAAUUUGGACCAGAGAAAAGGAUCUCUGAUAAGUGAUAAUACGUAACAAGCUUAUAGUUUAUUGCUUCAAUUUAAGUUCAACUUUUUUAAAUACUUGUGAAUUUAAUUUUUGUAAAUAUUUACAAUUGAUGGUUUGUGUAAAAUUGCUUGAGUGAGUUUGUAAUAAAUAUUAUGAAAAUAA